Anopheles stephensi (Asian malaria mosquito) is the source of this 1810-nucleotide messenger RNA. RefSeq names its product signal recognition particle receptor FtsY. The record is from RefSeq and is a predicted model, not a curated record. Lineage: Eukaryota; Metazoa; Arthropoda; Insecta; Diptera; Culicidae. The coding region runs from base 434 to 991 and encodes 185 amino acids. The transcript has 6 exons.
AGUAUUUUACGAAAAUUGUGUUGACAGCGGCCCAACUGUUGCGGUUGUGAAUUAGUGAAUUCGUAUUUCUGGUUGUUUAGGCAUAAAAACGUGAAUUAAACAGGAGAUUUUGCUUCCCGCCCAACCUCACCGGCAGCAAACGAACGCAGCGUACCGGAGCGCGUGUGCGCCGUCUCGUGCUCCCAACGGAUGCCAGCAGCGAGAAGCAUCGAACGCAUAUUAUUUCGUUGACAUAGCUCGCGUAGUGAAGACGUGCUAUUCGUUCGUUCGUUCGUCAGUCAGUCGCGUCGGAGUGAAGAUCCCCCGAUACCUCCCGGAUUCGAUUCAUCCACCUUGUGGAAAGUAAAAAGCAGUUAGAACCCAUCGAGUCGACUGCACCCCAAAACGCAUCAGUGCAUUGCGAGAGAAAGAAAAAAAACCACCCGACAGCAAGAUGUUCAGCGGAAUUACUGCCUCACUGAAGAACCUCGGCAGCAAGGCGGAAGGGCUGUUCGACAAGAAGAAGAAGGAAGCGCAGGAUCUGGCCAACGAGAAGGUGCAGGCCGCGUCCAGCCUAGCCGAGGAGCAGGCGAAGAAAACGCAGGAAUCGUUCAGCAAAACGAAAUCCGAUGCGGAAGCGCUGGCAUCGUCGGCAGCGGGUGAGAUCGAUGCCACCAAGCAGCAAGCUUCGGCCGUCGCGGAAACGACGUCCCAGGCCGCCGGAACGCUGAUGGACCACGCCAAGCAGGCGGCCGAAAAUGCCAUCCAACAGAGUGCCGUCGUGGUGGAGCAAGCGGUCGAGGAGCAGAUGAAGGUGGCCGAACAGAAGGUGGACGAGGGUAUGAAGCGGGCGAGCGAAGAAGUGGAUCGGAAGCUGCAGGAAGCGAACCGAGUGGCCGACGAGAAGCGGGGCGAGCUGGAGCAGAAAGUGAACGAUGUUGCUACGAAGGCCCAGGAGUCGGCCACUGCCGGUGCGGCGGGAUUGUUGGGCAAGCUGAACCUGGGCAAGUAAAUGGCCCGCAAAAAUGUCGCCUCAGCAUCAUCCCAAUUAAGGCUACACGGUGAUGCUGCACCAGAUCGACGGCACACGCUUCGCAACAUGCGCGAGGCACGCUCUCGGUGUGCGUGUGCGCGCGCGUUCAACGUGAUGAUAUUAAGCUUUUUGGAAGAUUUUUUUUUAUUACAACUAUAAUUAAUGUACUGUUAAUGCAUGUUUAGCACAGAAGAGCGGAACACUGUUUAGGAUUGCUGCCGGAACCGAAAGCCAGCGGAGAAUGUUGUUGAAACGGAUUGCCUUACACACGCCUGCUAGGGAGACAGAAGCCGUUGGUGUGUGGUGGUGCUGCUACUACUGCGAAACAAUAGAAACUGACUACCUGCUGAAUGUUGCUUAAUGUACGAAACAGCACAACAAACACACCGCUAACCUAACCACUCGUAAGCCUUAUCACAAAUAGCCGCGCAGUGUAUUGAACGUAGUUUAACGAAAAAGUACCAAAAAAGGUUCAACAUAGCAGAGAAAGAGCAGAGAGCAGAGAGAGAUGCCCAGUUUAUUCAACGCGCACAUGUCUAAGUAAUCGAACGCAUUCGUUGUUUUAGGUUCGGCAAAUGGUUUGUGAAACGUGACGGCCGGCAGCCCAUAAUAUGUUUAACGAUAACAAAAGGAAGAAAAAAAAUCAUUUACUGUAAUGUGUAAGCAAGCCGACAAAAUUUGACCGAUUGCCGAUUAGUAGGUGCACAGAACGAAUUCUAUUUUGUUUAACCUCCAAAGAUUGAUGGAAAACGCUUUUACCCACUGUAAUUGCAAAUAAAUAGAUUAUAAAAAACCAAA